AAGUACUCGAAUUCAACCAGUUUUUCGCUUUGCCGACGAUUUUAAAAAAACAGCAGCAAGCAAGAAAAACUCAGCAGUAAAAAUGGAUGAUAUAAACAAAAUGUUGUUUGAGUACGAAAAAACUCUGGAUCCAAAUCACGCAUUUCAGAGAGACAAUACAGAGUAUCGAUCGAAAAGAAGCUUAGGCUUUGAAACUUCUUACGAAACUCUGGAUGAUAAGAAGCCAAUGACAAAGGAUUUCACAACAAUGGAAUCUUUAAAUAAUAACAAUCAAGAGUUUUGGCGUCCAGCGUUUAUAAUUCCAACAGACGGUGAAAAAACUAUUAAUAAUAACAAACCUAUAUGGAGUGAAACAAAAAUUCUUCCGACAAUGGAAUCGUUUAAUCGUAAUAAUCAAAAGUUUUGGCGCCCAGCGUUUAUGACACCAACAGACGAUGAAAAAACUAUGAAUGAUAACAAACGUAGUGAAACAAAUUUUUUUCCGACUAUGAAACCAUUAAAUCGUGAUAAUCAAAGAUUUUGGCGUCCUGUUUUCAUGGCUCCAACAGACGGUGAAAAAACUAUUAAUAAUGACAAACCUAUGUGGAGUGAAACAAAAGUUCUUCCAAAAUUGGAAGCAUUAAAUAGCGAUUUAUGGAAUCCAUCGUAUAUGACGUCAGACUAUAAUGAAAAUACUGUUACUUAUAUUAAGCCUAAGUUGAGUGAAACCUCUUUUGAAACUCUUGGUAUUAAUCAAGAAACCGACGCUUACUUUCCUUACAACAAAUACAAAAACAAUAAAUUUAUUUAUGGCGAUGUUUUUGGAAAAAAUAUGCAGCCUACACUGGAAGUCAAUAAGUUGCCUAUUGAACCUAACAGCAAAAGUAAAAAAGUAAUUGAUGACGAAUACACCCCAAGCGGAUAUUUCAAUCAUCCAAGCGGACAACAUACUCAAAUGAGAGAAAAACGGUCCACCAAGUUUGUCACAAAAAGUAAAAUAAACAAGCGUCAAAAAGUUAUUUAAAAAACAACAAUGACGAAAAUAAA
Messenger RNA from Hydra vulgaris (swiftwater hydra), 1026 nucleotides. RefSeq lists its product as uncharacterized. The record is from RefSeq and is a predicted model, not a curated record. NCBI's taxonomy places the organism in Eukaryota, Metazoa, Cnidaria, Hydrozoa, Anthoathecata, Hydridae.